Tupaia belangeri chinensis (Chinese tree shrew) is the source of this 2255-nucleotide messenger RNA. RefSeq names its product transmembrane protein 156 (gene TMEM156). Bases 761 to 1576 code for a protein of 271 amino acids. The record is from RefSeq and is a predicted model, not a curated record. Lineage: Eukaryota; Metazoa; Chordata; Mammalia; Scandentia; Tupaiidae. The transcript has 8 exons.
AUACAUACCGAUGCGCUGGCUGGGAACACGUCUGUGACAUGUGAGUGGACAUGACAAAAACCGCCCUGCUUAAAUUACUUGUGGCCACUGUGAUCACACUCAUUUUAGUUUUGCCGGAGCAUUUCAAGACACCAAAGGGGAUUCACCCUCAGGAUCUAAUUACCUCCCAUAGGCUCCAGUUCCAAAUACCACCAUUCUGUGAUGAGGAUUUCAACAGGAACUUUAGGAGGAUACAAAUAUAUGGCUUAUUCCAAUAACUAUGAUCAGAAAGACAGAAGUUCAGAAGCAUUGGUGAGGAUGGUCACUGUCCCUUCCUGAAGAUGCUCCCUGAAGAUCCUCCUGUACCAUUAACUGCUUAGCCCCUCUACCGAGGUCAUCAUGACAACUUCAUCAUGACAGAGGGACUCAUAACCACAGUCCAUGCCAUCACAGCCACCCAAAAGACCAUGGACAGUCCCUCUGGGAAACCGUGGUGCUGCUAAGGCUGUGGGCAAGGUCAUUUGAGUUGAAUGGGAAGUUGAAUGGGGGCAAGGUCUUCUGUGCCCCCACCCACCACAUGUCCGUCAAGGAUCUGACCUGCUGUCUGGAGAAAGCUGCCAAACAUGAUGACAUCAAAUGAUGUCAACAAAGUGCUGGAGCUGGCAUCACAGGGCCGCCUGAAGGGCAUCUUGGCCUACACUGAAGACCAGGUUGUCUCCUGUGACUUGAACAGUAACACUUACUCCUCCAGUGGAAAGAUAUACAAGAAAACCAAGGAAGAAUGUCGGAGCUAUCAUGUCUGGAAGUAUGUUUACAACCUAAUCUCAUCUAUUCACUCUCCUUCAAUGUUUCUUUUAUGACGUUUCUGCAACCAGUGAGGAGAACUCAGAUUAUUAUGGGGAUUUUUCUAAAUCACACCAGUUUUCAGAAUUUCACUGGGAUUUGCCAAGAUAUCACAUCCUGUUUGGUUUGUGAGUCCAAAGAAAACGUGGAUUUUAUUUCUCAGGAACAAACAUCAAAAGUUCUUAUCAUGAAUGGAUCAAUGGAAGUGAAAGAGAAUAAUUUCCAUUCACCUUGUCAACAUUUUCACUUCACGGUGGCUCCUUUAGCUGACCACGUGGAGGAAUAUAAUACCACCUGUAAUCUAACAACUCAUACUGGAGAUUUAGCAAUCACAGAGGAAGAGCCAACCAAGGAAGAGUCUAUAAACCACACUUGGAGGAUGACGGAUUGUCCACAUAAUUGUGUACACAUUUCCUUGCACCUAGAAAUGGAUGUAAAAAAUGCCCCUUGUUCCAUGAAGAUCACUUGGUACAUUUUAGUUCUCUUAGUUUUUGUGUUUCUGAUCAUCCUCAUUAUCUACAAAAUACUUGAAGGCCACAGGAAAGUACAGAAGUGGCAGAGUCAUAAAUGCAAGCCUACAUCUGGUCUCUUAAGAGGAAGUGGUUCUGAGAAGCUGAGAGAGCUGGACAUGCGGGUUAUUUCAGUGGCAGAGACUACGCAAAGGCUGUCUUUGGCUGAGGACAAAGAAGUGCUUCCCCCGAUACCAGAGCUAGAAACGACUUCCAUGCUGCAUCAGCAAGAUCAAUAUACAUGACUAUCUGCAGGCAAUUUGGAUUGGACUCUUUUGAAGAAUACUCCGUUUUAUUUUGGGAAUGAGUAGAUUGGCAAAUGUUUGGAUCCAGCCUGGAUGGAUGUACAGCAGGAAAACAGUGGGAAUGCUGACACAUUGCUGGACACUGAUUCCAGAGAUUUAUUCGACCCUUGAGACCAAGGGGACAAGAAUUUCUUUCAAGAAGCCGUGAUGAGCUAUGGAUAACAAGCUGAUGCAACCCAGGGAAACAGCCAGAGAAUGUUUAUGCUCUUGUUUCUCUUUUAGUAUUCUUUUAGGAUGGACCCAGGAUUUUGAUCUCAAUGAACCAAAAACAAGGUCAAGAAUGAAAAUCCUUUUUGUCAUUGGGCUGCCUUGUGGAUGCUGAUUUGAUGGUGUUUUCUACAUGGAUGGAUUGUUUCUAUUUGGCAAAUUACUUCAGUGUGCUUGGGGUGUUCAGUCAUACAUCGGUUUGCAUUUUAAAAUCUUGCCUCCUUUUGGCACCACGAUGUUUUAAAAAAAAAUUCAAAGAUAUCCAAAUAAGAUGAAUUUAAAUGAAGCAGCUGAGUAUUUAAAUCUAAUAGCAAAAUGCUUCCUCUGGUUCUUUUGGCUUUCAUGUUUGUUACAGUUAGCAGUGUCAAGAAUAAUUAUAGUUAUUAAUUACAAUAAAAGCACACAAAGAUGA